Euleptes europaea (tarantolino) is the source of this 4269-nucleotide messenger RNA. RefSeq names its product MIA SH3 domain ER export factor 2 (gene MIA2). Bases 1 to 4044 code for a protein of 1347 amino acids. NCBI's taxonomy places the organism in Eukaryota, Metazoa, Chordata, Lepidosauria, Squamata, Sphaerodactylidae. Gene Ontology annotation, cellular component: endoplasmic reticulum exit site; endoplasmic reticulum membrane. The record is from RefSeq and is a predicted model, not a curated record. Gene Ontology annotation, molecular function: protein binding. The transcript is spliced from 29 exons. Gene Ontology annotation, biological process: endoplasmic reticulum to Golgi vesicle-mediated transport; vesicle cargo loading; protein secretion.
AUGUGGAAGACUGUAGAUGUUAGGAUCUUGCUCUUAGUUCUUUCGCUGUUAACAAACGUGAAGAGUACAGCGUUGUCAGAUCAGAAAAAAUGCGGUGACCCAGAAUGUGAAACUUCAAUAAUUCGAGUGAAAGCCAUUAAAGACUACACAGGACCUGACUGUCGCUAUCUGAACUUCAAAUCAGGAGAAGACAUAAUAGUAUACUUCAAACUUUCAAGGAAAAGGGAGGACUUGUGGGCGGGAAGUAAAGGUAAGGAUUUUGGAUAUUUCCCAAGGGAUGUGGUCCAAACAGAAGAAGUUUUUGUUACAGAGGAAGUAGAAGUCCCAACUAAGGAAACUGAUUUCCUUUGUCUUGAUGGAGGGGAAUAUGUUUUUGAAAACAAAGACAGCAUACUUAAUACUCAGCAUGAAGAAAAUGAAUAUAUACCUUUUUACACAGAAGAAUACUCAAAAUUAAACAUGCCCAGAGAUGAGGCUCUGGAAGUGACAGGUAUUUCCUUCCCAAAGGAAUAUAAAGAACCUGACAGGGAUGACAGCAAAUCCAAAAACCAGCAUACCCUGGAAUCUACGAGGCAUGGAGAUUCAGAACUCAGAGGCAGCAUGACUGGAGUAGAUGAGAGCAUUCAGCAAGAAGAUCAAAGGAGUCCAGUUCUGAAACCAGUCCCUAAACAAACUACAUGGUCUGUUACUGGUAUUGCAGGUUGGCUUGGUUUGGGAGGCAAACAAGAAGAGGAGCCUGCAAGAGAAAUCUCAGAGACUGCAGAACAAAUUACAUUCAGACGCAGAAAAAUAGCCAUCACUGAUGACAGUGACUUUAAAAAACUCAAUGAUGAUAGUGAAACAGAGCCAAGGACCUGGUUUCAGAAUACUUUGACAGAUUUGAUGCACUUUGGAAGUGAGAAGGCUGGAUUUGGUUUGCUGUACAAAGAAAAUUAUCCAGAUGUCCAAGACAUCUCCAGAAUCACUGGGGAUGCUGAUCCCCAUGGCAGUACAGCAUCAGAUACACAAGAAGAGGAACCCAGGGAUUCCACAGUAUCCAAAUCUAACUGGUUUGAUUUAGAUAUAAGUGAUGUUUUAACUUUUGGCUACUCUAAUGAGAAUGAAGUUCAAAGAGAGAAGUAUGAAGGAACAGAAGCAAUAAGUACAAAUGAAGACUCACUGCCUCUAAGUGUACAUUCAACAGACACUGUAGUGGAUCAACGUUUGAUAAAGAGAACAUCCAAGUCACCACCCCAUGAAGAGCAAGAAAAAUAUAUUCAAGAAAUUACAGAGGUUAAAAAAACAGAUUCCAAAGUGCAAUUAACAAACGAAGUUACAGAAUUCAAAGAGGCCACAGAUAGAUCUGUUUCCACUGAGCCAGGCACAACUAAUACAGGAAAAUCAUCUGGUGGUGGUCCUACAGUGAAUUCCAAUAAAAAACCUAACAGUGGUCAAUAUUCAAAAACAAACAGAAUUCCUCCAGUAACUAUUGAGGAGAAUAUAUGUACUUCAGAAAACAGGGGUCAGCUGAAUUUGAAAGAAAGAGUAUUAGUGAGAAAUCUGAUGACUCAAAACUCUACUUUCAGAUAUGCAGAAAGAGAAUGGCUAUUUCAGAUAAUCCUGUAUUUGAAUGACAUCUGUGACUUUAUAAACUCUGCGUUUUCAGAUAUGAUGCUUAUGAGCAAACAGGUUGUUGCAGCAUUGCCUGAAAAUGUGAGACCCGGUCCAAAUCUUUAUGGAUUCCCAUGGGAAAUGGUGAUAUGUUCUGCAGUUGUUGUCCUUUUUGUUGUCUUUCUACUAAUGUACAGGAGCUAUCAGUCAGUCAGAAGUAGACUUUAUGUUGGAAGAGAGAAGCAACUUGCUAGUAAAGUUGCUGAACUUGUUGAAGACAAAUGUAAACUACUAGAAAAGCUCAGCCUCCACAAAAAAGAGUAUGAUGAGUUAGAAAACUCAUUGAAGGACACCAGCCUUCUAAGUGAGUCAACCAAUGCAUCCAACAUUAAGACAGUGUGUGAACAACUGAGGAGCUCAAACUCUGUGAUCGAGAAGGAAAUAGAAUGUUUAGAAAAAGAACUAGAAGAAGAGAAGUCUAAAGGAUCAGAACAAGAUGACUUGAUGGCUGAAAUACAGAGAAGAUUGGAGUCUUUAGAAAAUGAAGAAAAAUCUAUCUGUCAGCAAAUACCUGAAGCUAAAACUACAUUAAAAGUGUACAAUAUCAACAUAGAGAGACUGAAGAAGUCUGUUCAUGAUGCAGUAGAGGAAAACAGCCGUCUUCAAGAAAGUGAAAAACAGCUGUUACAAGAAGCCGAAGGAUGGGGUGAACGAUUUAGUGAACUAAACGAACAAAUAAAAAUGUUUGAAUCUUCUAAAGCAGAUAUGGAGGAGUCUCUUAAAAACAAGGACAGUCAAGUCAAGACACUGACUGAAUUCUUGUUGAAGAUGAAAGACUGGAGCAGCGCAGUAGAGGAACACGAUGAUACCGAAGACAGCUAUUGGGCUAACAAUACGAGGGAAGAAACAGAGAACGGGGAACAUCUAGAUGAUCAGGAAAAACGAACUGUAAGGAAGCUGAUUCAUGCUGCUAAGCUAAAUGCUUGCCUAAAAUCAUUGGAAAUGGAAAGAAAUCAAAUAUAUUCAAAGCUAACUGAUGAAAACAAAGCAAAAGAGGAACUUGCAGAACGCAUUGAAAAUCUACAAAGGGAACAUGUCACGUUGCAGUCUGAAAAGACACAUUUUGGAAAUCAAGUUCAAAAGCUUCAGCAAAAACUAAAAGUCAUGACAGAGCUGUAUCAAGAAAAUGAAAUGAACCUCCACAGGAAAUUAACUGUAGAAGAGAAAGAACGGCUGCAAAAAGAAGAAAAACUUUCUAAAGUUGACAGAAAAAUUAAUCAUGCUGCUGAAGAACUGACCACUUACCGACAACGAGCAAAAGAUCUAGAAGAUGAGCUGGAAAGAACAGUUCGCUCUUAUCAGAAUCAGAUUAUGUCACAUGAGAAGAAAGCUCAUGACAAUUGGCUAACAGCCCGAGCAGCUGAAAGGCACCUCAAUGAUAUAAGGAAGGAAAGUUUGCAUUUUAGACAACAAUUAACAGAAUCAGAAUUUAAAUGUGAUCUUUUGAUAAAAGAUCCUUACGCUUUUGAUGUUCCAAUUAGAACCUUUGGCAGAGAGCAUUCCCCAUAUGGACCCUCACCAAUGGGCAGACCUUCAUCUGAAACAAGAGCUUUUCUUUCCCCCCCAACCUUAUUGGAGGGUCCAUUAAGACUUUCACCUGUGCUUCCAGGUGGAGGAGGAAGAGGAUCAAGAGGACCAGGGAACGCUGCCAUGUAUGAGGCUGGUAAUGAAAGAGAAGAGCUGAGUUCUGACAGGUUAUCUAAUCCUCACAGACCACCUUCAGACAGUGGUUCUUUAUCCCCUCCAUGGGACAGAGAUCGCAGGAUAAUGCCUCUUCCUGCAGGUCAGCUGUAUAAUGACCAGUCUCUUCCCCCUCAAAGACAAGAGAGAUUUUAUCCCAACCCUCCAAACUCUGGAAGGCUUUCAGGCCCAGCAGAGCUAAGAAGUUACAAUAUGCCUUCUUUUGAUAAAGCAGAUGGACACAUAUCUGAGAAUCACUUGAGAAUGGGCUUCAGUGGAAAUGGAGUAAAAGAUAAUCCCAAUGAUAGUAAUAUGGCCAAUGUUUCAGACCAUCCUGUUGCUCCUGAAGCUGAAAACUUUCGUCCUGGGGUUGUGCCUCCUCCCCCUCUCCCUUUACUGAGAGCUCCUCUAAUGCCAAUGGAUCCACGGGGGCCUUUCAUGAGAAGAGGCCCUCCCUUUCCACCAGUGCCUCCUAGUGGUGUGUAUGGACCUCGUGACUAUUUUCCAAGAGAUUUUGCCAGUCUGCCACAUCCUUCAAUGCCAAUGAGAACUCCAUUUCCAUUGAGGCCUUUUUACCAGUAUCCAUCCCCGAGGGGUGGAUUUUUUCCACCUCCACCACCUCCACCUGAUAACAGCAAUGAACUGCCUGCAGGAUUAACACAGCUAUCAACUGCACCCUCUACAGAUCAUCAAGAACCACAACAGGAAGCCUGAUUCUUUUUAGAGUAAUUCAGUCUCCCUUUUCUCUUGACUGAAUUAUUUGCUGCUAAGUAACAGCUGUUACUUAAGCAACUCGAUGUGACUGGUGAAAUGGAAGCUUAAUAGAAUUAUUCUCAGGAGAGUGCUGCGUAAAUAAUGGUUGAACUGUAAAUAAAUGAUUUCCUUUGUACAAUAGCAAUUUUAAAUUAUUUUUAAUUUUUGAAUGUAGAUGUACAAAUC